CGAAUCCUGACAAUACAUGGUACGUUCUUAGUCACUCCUAUAAAGAUGGGUCGGACACUCAGUGGUCAUCAUUUAGCUCAGUAUUUGCUCAGUGACAACAACCUCCAAAAUGUACAAAUUGUUCGUGUUCACCUGCAUGCUGGCAAUGGCAGCAGCGGCUCCUAACCCAGCGUUGUACUACAGCUCUCCGUACACGGCUGCGUACACCGCGCCCCUAGCGUACUCCGCGUACACAGCGCCCCUAGCGUACUCCGCGUACACAGCACCCCUGGCCUACUCCGCGUACACAGCACCAGUGGCGUACUCCUCCUCAUACUCCUAUGGAGUUUCCUCGCCUUACUACUUCUUCAAAUAAGCAGUGUUUCUUUAAAACGAGUAUUUUAGCGAACAAAUAAAUUAUUUAGUGUUACUUGCA
Messenger RNA from Helicoverpa zea (corn earworm), 415 nucleotides. RefSeq names its product pupal cuticle protein C1B-like. The record is from RefSeq and is a predicted model, not a curated record. Bases 110 to 355 code for a protein of 81 amino acids. NCBI's taxonomy places the organism in Eukaryota, Metazoa, Arthropoda, Insecta, Lepidoptera, Noctuidae. The transcript has 2 exons.